UGAAAAAGAAUCUCUCUCAGCCUGAUCAUGGAGGCUACAGUGUCUCCUCUGCCACCAAUCUGCCCCGGAUCUUCGGAGAAGAAUGCCCACAUCCUCGUUGGGGUAACUGGGAGCGUAGCUGCGCUAAAGUUGCCUCUUUUGGUGGCAGAGCUUCUGAAGAUACCUGGACUGGCAGUUCGGGUGGUGACAACAGAAAAUGCAAAACACUUCUAUAAAGCCGAAGAGAUUCCUGUAACAAUCUACGAUGACUCCGAUGAAUGGCAGAUGUGGAAAAAGCGCACCGACCCUGUGCUCCAUAUUGACUUGAGGCGUUGGGCUGACCUCAUGCUGGUGGCUCCUUUGGAUGCAAACACCCUUGCCAAAAUUGCAAAUGGCAUUUGUGACAACUUACUGACGUGCGUCAUCCGUGCCUGGGACGUGAGCAAACCUUUGCUCUUCUGCCCUGCCAUGAACACCCUUAUGUGGGAGCACCCCAUCACGGCUCGGCAGGUGGGGCAACUGAAAGAAUUCGGCUACGUCGAGAUCCCUUGCAUAGUGAAGAAACUGGUUUGUGGAGACGAAGGCCGAGGGGCCAUGGCAGAGAUUUCAACCAUUGUGGAAAAAACAGAGGCGGUGCUGUUGCAACGGGGCCUGCUGAAGCCGAGCUGAUCCCGAACUUGCAGGUACUCUCGUGCUUU
Messenger RNA from Pseudonaja textilis, 677 nucleotides. The record is from RefSeq and is a predicted model, not a curated record. Lineage: Eukaryota; Metazoa; Chordata; Lepidosauria; Squamata; Elapidae.